AUGGUUAAUAAUAAGCGUACGUUUACGGCACCCCAAAGCUUACUUGAAUCAAAUCUUACCUUUCCGAAUGAUGAACCUUCACUUACUACAGUUACUGUCACACGAGAAAGAUGUAUUGAUCCAAGCUUGAUAGAUUCAUUUUUGAGGUUUUUAAGACAUGGAAGUGAUGAUAUAAUCAGACAAAAAUUAAACAACUAUAGGAAAGGCUCUGAAAAUGGAAAAGAAAAGUGUAAAGAAUUUUUGAAACAGGAAUUAUAUCCGAAUUGGCAAAUACGGAGCAAUAUAAUUUCAUUUUGCGAAAAAGAGGCAGCUAAAAUGAAAAAUGAGACCGAUCAACAAUGUAAUAAUAAUGAAAAGAGCGCAGUGGCACCAAUCAUAGACGCAAGGAUUGAUCCUUACGCUGCAAGGGAAAGAGUAGAAGAACAAGAAGCUCGAUAUAAGGAUUGGACGAAAGUGGUCGAUUGGGUGGCGAAUAAUAGAAAAAUAGAACAAAUUUUAACUUCUACAACAGAAGGGAUUUUAAGGCAAAACUGUGAGCAGAAUGAUGACUACUUGAAACAGUUUGCGCAAUUCUGCAAGGAUAACAGCUAA
This is a messenger RNA of Saccharomyces paradoxus, 591 nucleotides long. It is a transcript of the gene MIX23, whose product is annotated as Mix23p. NCBI's taxonomy places the organism in Eukaryota, Fungi, Ascomycota, Saccharomycetes, Saccharomycetales, Saccharomycetaceae. The record is from RefSeq and is a predicted model, not a curated record. Gene Ontology annotation, cellular component: mitochondrion; mitochondrial intermembrane space. The transcript has a single exon. The coding region runs from base 1 to 591 and encodes 196 amino acids.